This is a messenger RNA of Populus euphratica (Euphrates poplar), 1114 nucleotides long. RefSeq names its product 2-C-methyl-D-erythritol 2,4-cyclodiphosphate synthase, chloroplastic-like. The coding region runs from base 115 to 822 and encodes 235 amino acids. NCBI's taxonomy places the organism in Eukaryota, Viridiplantae, Streptophyta, Magnoliopsida, Malpighiales, Salicaceae. The transcript is spliced from 3 exons. Gene Ontology annotation, biological process: terpenoid biosynthetic process. The record is from RefSeq and is a predicted model, not a curated record. Gene Ontology annotation, molecular function: 2-C-methyl-D-erythritol 2,4-cyclodiphosphate synthase activity.
GAACCACCAGCACCACAAAGACAGUCUCCCCUGCACAGAAAGCAGACACGCACCAUAAGAAAGGAACCAAUUUUCCUCUGUAAAUUGUAAAACAAAGAGAACUCAAAAGGUCCAAUGGCCAUUGCCACGGCCACAAACUUGUACACUUCAUAUUCUCCGAUAACAACCAAAACCCACAAUAACAAAAGUGUAUCUUUUCCAUUACAACCUGAUGCUCACGUCUCCAGGCAUGUCAAGUUCGCUGUACCAUUUCAGAAAAGAACCACACUUUCGAUAUCAGCUGCAAGUACCACUGCUAUACAAGUAGACGGACCUACAACUUCUAGCAAAACAUCAAAGACUCUGCCUUUCAGAGUGGGUCAUGGGUUUGAUCUCCACAGGUUAGAACCUGGGUACCCUUUGAUUAUUGGUGGGAUUGAUGUGCCACAUGAUAGAGGAUGUGAAGCUCACUCUGAUGGGGACGUGUUACUUCACUGUGUUGUGGAUGCAGUAUUGGGUGCUCUGGGGCUCCCUGAUAUCGGGCAGAUAUUCCCUGAUUCUGAUCCCAAGUGGAAAGGAGCACCUUCAUCUGUUUUUAUCCAAGAAGCUAUGAGACUAAUGCACGAGGCAGGUUACGAGAUUGGAAACUUGGAUGCUACCUUGAUCCUUCAAAGGCCAAAACUCAGCCCACACAAGGAGGCUAUCAGGGCCAAUUUGUCGGAGCUGCUAGGAGCGGACCCCUCUGUUGUAAAUCUGAAAGCGAAAACUCAUGAAAAGGUCGAUAGCCUUGGUGAAAAUAGAAGCAUCGCGGCGCACACAGUGGUUCUUCUCAUGAAGAAAUGAAUUGAAGGCCUUAAAAUCUAAUACUGUUUUAAGGAUGGCAACUGUGACAUUGUUAUAUUCAGCUACAAAAAUAAUGGUGUUAGUUCUCUCGAUUGAUACCGUCUGUGUCUCGUAUAAAUAUUUCCCUUCGGGUGCCAAGUUUAUCGGUCAGCUGUUUUUUUUGUAGAUGUUGUGCCAACGCUCACGUUAGGGUUCCCCUCCCUGGAAUAUCUAUUCAGACUUCUUCGGAUUCGGCUCUCAUAUUAUGUAACCCGCUUGGAUUCGAGUCCCGGCGAGAGAGGGGGCCCGAUAA